UUGGAGAGAGCUGAUGUCACAAGUGGUUUGAGCGGAGAGCUUAUAAACUGUGACAGCCUGACAAACCAUUGGAUUGCUCCACAGUCAGACGGGGACCACACGAGAAACAGAGCAUCAGCAUCAUAAACACUAUGUAUUACCUCAGGGUGCCUGUGUUUCUCCUCACGGCACUUGUUUUGCUCCGCUGCAUUGCUGCCGCUCCAAGCCACAGGUACUUCAGUCCCAGCUCCUUCUCCGAUGACGAGCAGGAAAGUGCUCUUCCUGACAACGAGAGCUGGGCACUGCCUGAGCUAAUCUCUGGCCCGUUCCUUGGCCUCAUGGGCACACGGCCACAGAGGGGCCUCACAGCAAUGAACAGUCAUCACUUACAGAAGAGAAAGUGCAACACAGCCACCUGUGUGACCCAGAGGUUAGCAGACUUCCUGGUCCGGUCCAGUAACACCAUUGGAACGGUCUAUGUCCCGACAAACGUGGGAUCAAGCACCUACGGCAAGAGGGACCUAAAGCCUCCCAGCUACCUUCCUUUCUAGUACAAACUGAGAGAAUACCAGGCCUAAUGAUAUAACGAUCAUGUGUAACAAUGAAUGUGAGAAUGAUGACUGGUGAAAAAUUAUAUCAUAAGAAUAAUUGUUUUAUUAUUUUAUGAGCAUCAAGAAACAGUGCCUUUGAUUUAAGCCAUCCAAAUCCAUGUAUGUGUUCUCCCAGCUUAGUAAAUGUCAUAAAUUCUCUCCCACAUACAGCACUAAUAAAAUGAAAAAAAAAAGUAAUUACAAAAUAUUCAGUGAAACAAAAGAAAUGUAAAGCCCUUUAAUAUAAAUCUGCGAUGAUGUUUUGAUAAUAAAAAUGUUGAAAUGUA
This is a messenger RNA of Girardinichthys multiradiatus, 856 nucleotides long. RefSeq names its product calcitonin gene-related peptide 1. Gene Ontology annotation, molecular function: hormone activity. Gene Ontology annotation, cellular component: extracellular region. The transcript has 4 exons. The record is from RefSeq and is a predicted model, not a curated record. Lineage: Eukaryota; Metazoa; Chordata; Actinopteri; Cyprinodontiformes; Goodeidae. Bases 132 to 530 code for a protein of 132 amino acids.